Molecule: messenger RNA, 1068 nt
Organism: Trichomonas vaginalis G3
Lineage: Eukaryota; Parabasalia; Trichomonadida; Trichomonadidae
Product: ribonuclease H-like family
Exons: 1
Coding region: 1-1068 (355 amino acids)
Source: RefSeq, a predicted model, not a curated record
AUGGUCCACCUACACCUCCAAAAAACUCACGAUGAUAAAACCCAGAUCCUUCCACAAUGGUUGUUAAAUUUCGAAGAGAUUCUUUUACCAAUCAAGAAACUCUUGAAUUAUGCAGAGAGUGACGUUGGCUGCUUCUGCUACAUCUAUCCAAUGUUUCAAUCGACGAUUGAGCAGUUGACCGGAAUUGCAAAUCGUCCUGAAUUAUCAAGUUCGUCAAAGCGCAUUGCAGAUGCAUUAAUCGCCAACAUGAAUGAAGUUUUUGACAAACAGGGCAACUACGCUUUGAUGAAAUUUGCCUUUGGUCUAACUCCAUGGGGCCGGUCAGUCAUCCGCGCAGAAUUGAACAUGCAUACUGAGUACAAGCCAGACGUUUCACUCUUCUUCCAAGAACCAAUACCUAUCAAUGCUGAACUUGAAAUCCCUCCAAGGAGCUACACCCCUGAUCAUUUGGAUGAAGUGGCAGAGGAUCAAUUGGACAGAAAUCUAGAUAUAGAAGAGCCCGAGAUUGAGAACGAAGCAAUUGAAGGUGAUGGCCAAGUAGAUGCAGAAGACAUUGCUCAGGAUGAAGAAGUUGAAGAGAAUGAACCAAGGAGGAGACUAGGCAGGAACCUUGGUGAAUGGGCGUCUCUGUCAAUGCAAGAAGUGGAAGAGUACAGCUUCAACGAUUUUAUGAUCGAGAUGCUUUCGAGACGUGCAGAAGCAGAAGCGAGGUUCUACAAGAGAAGUUCGGCCAAGAACAUAGCUAAUGAGUACAAGAAAGCUCUUUCCAACUUUAUACAUAUGAAUGAGAGUGAAAUCAGGAACAACACCGACCUCACCUGCUUGGAUCAAAGGUUUUGGGUAGCAUGUGAUGCAAAUUUCAAGGCAUUGAAAGAGAUUGCCUUAAAAUUCAUGUCUAUUGCUGCAACCGAAGCUGAUGUGGAAAGAAUGAUUUCAAUUGUGCGGAACCUGCGUAAUAGGUUUAAUCAAAACGCACGUGAAGAUCUAAUAAAGUGUAGAAUCCUAUUGAAGCUUUUCAUGACAAAUGAAAUCCUGAAAAAGAUAUUUCCAGAUCUGACUGAUCUUUAA